Molecule: messenger RNA, 2160 nt
Organism: Trichoderma asperellum CBS 433.97
Lineage: Eukaryota; Fungi; Ascomycota; Sordariomycetes; Hypocreales; Hypocreaceae
Cellular component (GO): fungal-type vacuole lumen
Molecular function (GO): metallocarboxypeptidase activity
Source: RefSeq, a predicted model, not a curated record
GACGUUGUGUCACGACUGGGCUUCAGAUAGUGCUAUCAACAUCCAUAGAUAUUCUUUGCCGAUAGUCGCUCCGUAUCUCGAAGCUUCAUCUUUGAAGAAUCGCAUGGCCUUCCUCUUAGAGCUAUCAAGCUCCACACUGCACUGCGUGGAGGCGGGAACUUAUUUCACCACCGCCAAUCUGCGAUCCGAUUUCGUCCAAAUAUUCCACUAAAACGUAAUUCUGCAAGGGGCGGGGACGGAUGUGCAGCUCGGCUUGAAGCUCUCUCUGGGGCAUUGAUAACCCGAGCUGUUCCCGUUUGCUGCUUCUGUCUUCUUUCCUGACCUGCGACCCAAUUGGCGAAAUACUGGCUGUCGCCUUUGCCUCUUUUUCGCAUCUUCACAAUGGCAAUUUCUAAGCUGGCCUUGCUUCUGGCGGGAGUCGCAGGCGUCGUCGCAGCUCCCAGCUACGGCCAAGAGCCUCUGAGCUCGAUCGCGCCGUCGUCUAAGUCCCAGUGCAAUCUUCCUCCGAUUUUAGAUCCGACAGGCGAUGGACUCCCCUCUGCCGAUGAGCUCUUUGCGUCCAAAUCUGCACGAGACCAGCAGGUGAAGCGUCUUCAAGCCAUAGUUCAAGUACCCUCUAUUUCCUACGAUGACAAUGGACCGGUUGGUGAGGAUAAGCGCUGGGCGCCCUUCUUCGACCUGCACAAAGUCUUGGAAAAGACGUUUCCCAACGUCCAUAAGAAGGCUAAGGUCGAGAAGAUCAACACUCUCGGCCUUCUUUACACAAUCCAGGGCUCCGAUGAGAGUCUCAAGCCGGUGCUAUUGAUGGCUCACCAAGAUGUCGUCCCAGUUGCUGACGAAUCGACUUGGACAUACCCUCCUUUUGAAGCCGUGUAUGAUGGGGAGUAUAUUUGGGGCCGAGGAACUUCAGAUGACAAGAACAGUCUUACAGCCAUCUUGUCUGCGAUUGAAGCUCUCUUGUCUAACAAAGAUUGGGCUCCGAAGCGUACCUUCUUACUUGCUUUUGGCUACGACGAGGAGUGUUCAGGGUUCCGCGGCGCUGGCGAAAUUUCCGCACACCUCAAGAAGCAGUAUGGCGAAGACAGCUUUGCCGCCAUCCUGGAUGAGGGUGGCCUUGGAUUGACCCAAGUUGGUAAUGCUCUGUAUGUUCUCCCAGCCGUCACCGAAAAGGGCCAUGUCGACGUUUUCUUUGAGCUGGACGUGGUUGGUGGCCAUAGCUCUGUUCCUUUUCCUCACACUGGCAUUGGCAUUAUUGCCGAAAUCGUCAGCGAGCUCGAAGCCCAUCCUUUCGAGGCCGAGCUGAUUGAGGACGGCCCGGUUCACGGCCAUCUAAAGUGCCAGGCGCGCUACUCGCCUGAAGUGUAUCCCGAUCUCACGCGCUUGGUUCAACAAGACGACUUGGAAGGCAUUGCGAAGUGGCUGGUCAAGGCUGGCCGAAACACGCAGUAUAUCGUUCAGACUUCCCAGGCCGUGGACAUUAUUAACGGUGGGCAAAAGAUUAAUGCUAUGCCUGAAAAGACUAUCCUAGGCGUAAACUACCGAGUCGCCCACCAGAAUAGUAUUGCUGAAGUGCAGCAUAAUGCCGUUCAACGCGUCGACAGCAUCAUCAAGAAGUAUGGCCUGAAGCUUAAGCCAUUUGAGGACGACGAAGAGUAUGAGCAAUACAUCGCCAGCCUCAAACCCGAAGUUCGCGAGAAGGCUGGUUCGAACGAUGUCGACUACAAGGGCACCUUGGUCCUGUCCACCAAGGGCAAAUUCCACCCUAGCCCAAUUUCUCCUACAAGUGGUCACGCUUGGGAUGUCUUUGCCGGUACUCUUCGACACAGCUUUGCUUUCGAUAACGGAACUGUGGUUCCCACCGGAGAGAUUAUGACGGGCAACACUGACACUCGCCACUACAUUGGUCUUUCCGACAACAUCUGGCGUUUUACUCCUGACCGAUUUCACGCUGAAAACAACAUCCAUACCAUUGAUGAGCACGCUCGCGUAGACGGUCAUAUUGAGAUGCUCAAGUUUUACUACGACUUUGUGCGCAACUUUGAUGCCGCCAAAUUCUAAAUAGUCUCCUAGACAACAAAAAGGUUUUAUAGGCAAUAAAUUGGACUGUUUCAUAUUAUUAUUGUUGAAUGAAGCUUCUCUCUUCUUGCUUGCGAUCUCUCU